GGGCAGCAACUGACAUCCAAUAAGAGAGAAAAUCGAGCAAUACGGUGGAGACACGUCUACAAAAGACACAUACCUGCAACCAUUUUAGAAUAUUUAUGGCCAAUCACUUAAACUAAUCUGGUAUGUAUCUUCAAUCCUACUCCAGAAAUCUCAUCUGCAUCUGUAAUUAUUUAUUAAUCCCCAGAAAGAUCACACAAUCUGCAGCAUCAUAUUAAAAUCUAUUGUUAAAUACUUUCUUGAUGACUUGAAAUCUCCCCUUUGAUUCAACUUUUGCAUAUGCAGAAUGCACGUAGAUGAAGCUGCGCAAAAGAUGGCAAUGUGGCACUCAAAGAGCAUGCCACACCAAAAAUGACCAAUGAAUUUCACCAAAUACCAAGACUUAAAAAAUAGCAAAGGUCAUCUUGAUCACAUGCCCAUUACUUUGUCCCAUAAUUUUAAAACUAAUCUUGCUCUUGUCUUAGCAUUUGUCUAUAUAUAACAAAAUGCAACAGAGGUUUGGAUAUCAACACUUCACAUAACUUCAUAUUCUUAACACAGAAACAAACAAUGGCUGCUUCAAUGAGAUGCAACAAACCCCGUGGUGGCAUUCGAUCAAUUAGCUUACCUUGCAGGCCACAUUCGAGUACUUACAAGAUGGAUCAGGAGCUGAACAAGCUUAAAACAUGGGAAGCUGAAGUAUCAACAAAUGCACCAACAGCAGAGACCAUCUGCAACGGCCUAUCUGGAUUAGGCGAGUUGUAUAGAUGCACGGACGAUCUUCUCAAUCUGCCACUGACUCAACAAGCCCUCUCUGCCCUUCAACACGACGACCCAUUCAACGAGUUGCUGGAUGGAUCCAUCAGAUUCCUAGAUAUCUGUGGAAGUGCAAAAGAUAUUAUGUCACAAGUUAAAGUAAACGCUGCAGAUCUUCAUUCAUGUCUACGAAGGAGGCCUAAAGGCGAUCCAAGUAGCUUUACCAAGUACACAUUGUUCAGAAAGAAAAUAAACAAAGAUGCCAAAAGACUAGCCGCAGUUCUUAACCAACUAGAUAACAGAACAAGUGGCUCUCAAUUUGCUGAUUCAGAUCAACACUUAAUUUCAGUUAUUCGAGUACUCAAUGAAGUUACUGCCACCACUAUUUCUGUAUUCAACUACGUACUCGUGUUCUUAGCAACAUCCACAAAGGUGAAAUCCACAAAGUGGUCAUUAGUUUCAAGAUUCAUGCACAAAAACAGAGUUGCAUGUGAAGAUCAUCAACAAAUGAAUGAAAUGGAGAAGGUGGACGCGGAAUUAUCAAGUAUAACAUCGGGUUCAACUAAAGAGUCUGGUUUGCUGAAGCAAAGACUAGAGGCAUUGGAGGCCGGAGUUGAAGGAAUUGAAAACGAACUGGAAUGCAUGUUUAGGCACAUUGUUAGAAUAAGAACUUCUCUGCUUAACAUUGUUUCGCAGUGAUUAGAUGUUUUGACAAAACUAUCCGAAUUUUAGAGGAUUGAUUAGUUUAUAGAUGCUGAUUGAAAUGUAAAGAGAAAGAACUGUAUUAGUUCUUUCCAUGAGUAAAUAUAUACAAACAUUUGAGUU
Daucus carota subsp. sativus is the source of this 1557-nucleotide messenger RNA. RefSeq lists its product as uncharacterized. Lineage: Eukaryota; Viridiplantae; Streptophyta; Magnoliopsida; Apiales; Apiaceae. The transcript has a single exon. Bases 547 to 1431 code for a protein of 294 amino acids. The record is from RefSeq and is a predicted model, not a curated record. Gene Ontology annotation, biological process: shoot system development; root development.